Messenger RNA from Dunckerocampus dactyliophorus (ringed pipefish), 1197 nucleotides. RefSeq names its product immediate early response 2b (gene ier2b). The record is from RefSeq and is a predicted model, not a curated record. The transcript has a single exon. NCBI's taxonomy places the organism in Eukaryota, Metazoa, Chordata, Actinopteri, Syngnathiformes, Syngnathidae. The coding region runs from base 188 to 718 and encodes 176 amino acids.
UCGAAAGCUCUCAAUUCUCCUCAGUGACGCCUUGCUCAUACUCUAAACAAAGCGUCCCGAACCGAGACCGGAUCAAAAAACUUUUUAAAAGUCCACUUUCUGUUGAUUUUUCAAAUCGGCAAGUUUGUUGUCGUUGCGCCAAAAACACGACACCCUAAAAACUGCGCGUAAAUACACACCGACAACAAUGAGUGACACGACAGCAAUGGAGGUGAACGCGGAGGCCCGCAGGGUUCUAGCCGUGUCCAUCAGCAAGCUGUACGCGUCCAGGACCCAAAGAGGCGGACUGAGACUCCACCGGAGCCUCCUGUUGUCCCUGGUCAUGCGCUCGGCCCGGGAUAUCUACCACUCAUCGUCGCCGCCGCCCAUGGAGAGCGGUCCGGAGGAACCGGCCGAUCUGGAGCCUCCCCAGCCGGAGCAGACCCCUGUCGAGGUGAGCCUGACGGCGGGGGGAGGUGCACGCCAGGAGGCGGACAUAGUGGAGGACAUGGAGGAGGGGGAGCCUGCCGAGGACAAAGAGAACCAGAGCCCGACGAGGCGCUCCAGGAAGCGGCGAGGAAAGACGUCAGCGGCGCCCGACUUCCUCCCCAGCAAGAGAGCGAGGCUGGAGCCAGGAGAGGAGCGUCACUCCGCCGCGGCCCCACCGGCCAGCUGCCGCCUGGGCCCCGCGGAGUCCCUCACGGCUUUGUCCCUUAACCGGGUCAUACCGGCCUGCUGAGACCACUGACGAGGCUCCACUGGACUUUGGAGCCGAGUGCUGUUUGUUUUUCUCACACACGAGUGGUCAGGAGCUGACCCACGUCCACGGUCCCGGAGAUGGACCGUUCCGGUCCAAGGAGCGAGCUCUCCGAGUGGAAAGUUCGGAUAGAAGCGAUCGAGUGGGCUGAGUCACACAAGAAGAACCGGCCCGGACGAGAAGUGACUCACUAAAAAGUGCUGACUCAAAGUGUGAAUCAGCAGGAAGUGAGGUGGUCAAUGGUUACCCACCCCACACACACACACACACACACACACACACACUGCUGCUGUGGACCAACAUGGUGCUGCGAAGGUGCUGCUUGCAUCUUUAAAACUUUCCUGUGUAUUCAAUGAAUGUGAACAUCCCAUAAUAAUAAUUCUUAUUAUAUACCUCACCUGUAAGAUGAUUUGUGCUUUCUAAAAGAAACUGUGUUAAUAAAGUUUUAAAUGUACAAACAU